CCUAGCCGUCUAUCGCACCAGGCCGUUUCUUCCCUCCCCUCAGUUCUUUUGCUCUUCUCUGUCUCCGUUGGGCUCCCCUCCAAAAGACAACAACUUAGAGAGAGAGAGAGGCACUGUUAUCAUGGCACAAUUGAAGUCGUUUUCUCCAUGCCCAUCAUCCACUAAUAUCCGUUUUCACGGACCCAAAAGAGCUUCAUUGUUGUACAAUGGCAGAAUGUGUUGUCCCGGGAAGCUAUCUUCAGCUUUUCAGGUAUUGGGUGCGAGAACAAGUGAGCUCCAUGGGAAUGCGUCUGUAUCCAUUAGCACUAAUGGCAGUGUCAAUAGUUCUCAUAACAAGCAAGUAAUCAGAGCAGCUUUGCCAAGUCAAAAAGAGUUGAAAAUAUCUGAAGCUACAAACAAUGGAGGCUUACGAGGAAAAUUGAAGAAGGUAGUUCUGGCAUAUAGUGGCGGCUUAGACACAUCGGUCAUUGUUCCAUGGCUAAGGGAGAACUAUGGUUGCGAAGUUGUUUGCUUCACCGCUGAUGUUGGUCAAGGCAUAAAGGAAUUGGAUGGUUUGGAACAGAAGGCCAAGGCCAGUGGGGCUUGUCAGUUGGUAGUGAAGGAUUUAAAAGAGGAAUUUGUUAAAGAUUAUAUAUUUCCUUGCUUGAGGGCAGGUGCAAUUUAUGAGAGAAAGUACCUGUUGGGAACCUCAAUGGCACGCCCGGUUAUCGCAAAGGCAAUGGUUGAUGUUGCAAGUGAAGUUGGAGCUGAUGCUGUUGCUCACGGAUGCACGGGGAAAGGAAAUGAUCAGGUUCGCUUUGAGCUGACAUUCUUUGCGUUAAAUCCCAAACUAAAUGUUGUGGCUCCUUGGAGGGAGUGGGAUAUUACGGGCAGAGAAGAUGCCAUUGAAUAUGCUAAGAAGCAUAACGUUCCCGUUCCAGUGACAAAGAAAUCCAUAUACAGCAGAGAUGGGAACUUAUGGCACCUUAGCCAUGAGGGUGACAUAUUGGAAGACCCAGCAAAUGAACCUAAGAAGGAUAUGUACAUGUUGACAGUGGACCCAGAAGAUGCGCCUAAUCAACCUGAAUAUGUCGAAAUUGGGAUAGUCUCAGGGCUUCCUGUUUCAGUCAAUGGAAAAGAGCUUUCCCCUGCAUCUCUUCUCUCAGAGCUCAACCAAAUCGGUGGAAGACAUGGAAUAGGCCGAAUCGACAUGGUUGAGAACCGACUCGUUGGCAUGAAGAGUCGUGGAGUCUAUGAAACUCCAGGGGGUACCAUCCUCUUCGCUGCUGCCCGCGAGCUCGAAUCCUUGACGCUGGAUCGAGAAACAAUUCAAGUUAAAGAUUCCCUUGCCCUCAAAUAUGCAGAGCUUGUGUAUGCAGGCAGGUGGUUCGACCCGCUUCGCGAGUCCUUGGAUGCGUUCAUGGAGAAGAUCACGGAGACUACGACAGGCUCUGUGACUCUCAAACUAUACAAAGGUUCUAUUACUGUAACUUGCCGGAAAAGUCCCUAUAGUCUGUAUAGGCAGGAUAUUUCAUCAUUUGAGAGUGGAGAUAUAUAUGACCAAGCUGAUGCUGCUGGAUUCAUUCGGCUUUAUGGGCUCCCAAUGAGGGUUCGAGCAAUGCUUGAGAAGGGUCUCUAAAUUGUAGUUUCUAAACCAUUGCAGACCGUUAAAAAUAGUGAGGCAUUUGGAUUGAGCUUUAUGUAAUUUUAAUCCAAUGUGUUUUGUUUUGUCCUCUUAAUAAUGUGUUUUAAUAUGCACUUUAUGGCCAAUGCUUCUAUCGGUUUAACCUUUUUUA
This is a messenger RNA of Morus notabilis, 1775 nucleotides long. Its product is annotated as argininosuccinate synthase, chloroplastic. Gene Ontology annotation, cellular component: cytoplasm. Lineage: Eukaryota; Viridiplantae; Streptophyta; Magnoliopsida; Rosales; Moraceae. The record is from RefSeq and is a predicted model, not a curated record. Gene Ontology annotation, molecular function: argininosuccinate synthase activity; ATP binding. Gene Ontology annotation, biological process: urea cycle; L-arginine biosynthetic process. The coding region runs from base 122 to 1618 and encodes 498 amino acids. The transcript is spliced from 10 exons.